AACGACGACCGCUUAGGAUGCGGGGGCCCCGAUGCCAACAUGAACACGAUGGGUAAGAUGGGGGCCCAGCUGAGACACACGGGCCACCUGUUAGCAGAAGACGACAUCAAAGACGAGUACCAUUUUUCUGGAUUUGGUUUGAUUCAGGACCGGAACUGUAUAGACCAUCACCGGCGGCCUAUGCCCCCAUUGGCGUCGGCCGAUCCGGACAUCCCCGGCUUCUGUGCCGGCUGCGGCGGAAGGAUACUCGACCGGUACUACCUGCACGCCGUGGAGAAACAGUGGCACACGCACUGCCUGACCUGCAGUGACUGCCACUUCCGGUUGGACACGGAACUGACCUGUUUCGCCCGGGACGGGAACAUCUACUGUAAAACAGAUUACUACAGGAGGUUCGCCGUCAAGAACUGCGCUCGCUGCCAGAUGCCCAUCUCGGCCAACGAGCUCAUCAUGAGGGCCAAGGACCAGGUCUUUCAUCUGACCUGCUUCGCCUGCACCGCCUGCAACCGGACCCUGAAAUCUGGCGAGCAGUACGGGCUCAAGGAUAAUCUCAUCUACUGCCGCAUGGACUACGAACUCAUGUUCCAGGGCGAGUUCAAUCUCCCUAGUAUGAGCCCGGGGAUGGGACCCCACGGGGCGCAUAGCCCAGGGGGAGGGCCGCCGAUUCCUUUUUACAACGGCGUCGGCGCCGUACAGAAAGGGCGCCCUCGAAAACGGAAAAGCCCGAUGUCGGAUGGGGACGGAUGUUCCCCCAGCAUCGAAAUAAUUCCCCCCCCCCUCCACAUUGCAGGACUAGAUAACCCCGACAGGGGAGGCGACGUACUGGAGCGUGACGGCUACCCCCACCAGACGCCCAGACAGAAGAGGGUUCGAACCUCCUUCAAGCACCACCAGCUGCGAACCAUGAAGUCUUACUUCGCCCUCAACCACAACCCGGAUGCGAAGGACUUGAAGCAGCUCGCCCAGAAAACUGGCUUGUCUAAGCGUGUACUCCAGGUGUGGUUCCAGAACGCACGCGCCAAAUACAGGAGGAACCUCCUAAAGCAGCAGGACUCCGAGGGUGGCACCAAGGCCGGUCAGGGUCAGGUGCCAGAGUCCCCGGACGGGCGGGACAAGGAGAUGAAGGACUCCAACUCCAUCACCGACAUGAACGCCGGCUCCCCCGCCCUCUCCGACAUCAGCUCCACCCCCUCGCUCAGCGACAUCCAGUCCUCGACCAUCGAGACUGACCACAACAGCAGCAGCAACACCAGCAUCUCGGACCUCUUCUCCAGCACCAUCGCUACCAUCAACUAA
This is a messenger RNA of Physella acuta, 1296 nucleotides long. Its product is annotated as LIM/homeobox protein Lhx9. Gene Ontology annotation, biological process: regulation of transcription by RNA polymerase II; neuron differentiation. Gene Ontology annotation, cellular component: nucleus. Lineage: Eukaryota; Metazoa; Mollusca; Gastropoda; Physidae. The record is from RefSeq and is a predicted model, not a curated record. Gene Ontology annotation, molecular function: RNA polymerase II transcription regulatory region sequence-specific DNA binding; DNA-binding transcription factor activity, RNA polymerase II-specific.